Molecule: messenger RNA, 1026 nt
Organism: Eremothecium sinecaudum
Lineage: Eukaryota; Fungi; Ascomycota; Saccharomycetes; Saccharomycetales; Saccharomycetaceae
Gene: PTC7
Product: type 2C protein phosphatase PTC7
Exons: 1
Coding region: 1-1026 (341 amino acids)
Source: RefSeq, a predicted model, not a curated record
AUGCUCAGCAUGUUAAUUAGUGUCAGGUCUACUAGAUAUGCUAGAAGUAUGUUCGUUAUCCUUCUGUCACUGAUAGGCCAUUUAAUACUAACAAGAUUAGGCUUUUACCAGUCAACCUCUCGGCGUUUCUUUACAUAUUCGUCCCCUAAGUCGUCAUAUGGCUCCCAAUCUUCGGGAGAUGCAUCUGGCGCAAGCUACUUUACCUACCAGGUAGCUGUUGCAUACCAGGCGAAGGAUCGCCGCGAGCCCAUCUAUGGGAACGUUAAACUAGCCUCGCUUACUGGAGAAGAUAAUUACUUUAUUGCUAAAAAAUCCAAUAAUAGGCUAAUUGCCGGUGUUGCUGACGGUGUUGGAGGCUGGGCAGAGCAUGGUUACGACUCUAGUGCAAUUUCUCGUGAGUUGUGCAAUGUUUUGAAGGAGAUUUCUUUGAGCGACUCGAAGACCUUGCCGCCUAAAAAAUUGCUAGAUGAGGCUUACAAAAAGAUAGUGGAGGAAGAGAUAGUAAAGGUAGGAGGAACUACGGCAAUUAUUGCCGAUUUUGGACCUGAUGGGCAGAUGAAAGUUGCAAAUUUGGGUGAUUCUUGGUGUGGUGUGUUCCGAGACAGCCAGCUUGUGUUUGAGACGGUUUUCCAGACCGUUGCGUUCAAUGCUCCAUAUCAGUUAGCAAUUAUCCCUGACGAUGUACGCAAAACUGCUAGAAAGCGUGGUGGUUCUUUCAUUGAAAACAGUCCUAACGAUGCUGAUGAAUAUGUUUUCCAAUUGAAGCCCAAUGACAUUAUUAUAUUGGCUACAGACGGCGUCACAGAUAAUAUCGACCGAAAAGACAUGGAAAUUUUUAUCAAAGAUCGUGAAGGCAUUAAUGACUUGCAAGCAGCAACUGAUGAGUUCGUAUCUAAGGUUGCGGAGCUAAGUAAAAAUAAAAUGUUCCCAAGUGUGUUUUCUCAGGAAGUUUCGAAAUUGACCGGCAAACCAUAUCUUGGAGGUAAAGAAGAUGAUAUCACUGUUGUUGCAGUAAAGGUGAAUUAA